AUGAUGCUGGCUCUUAGGCGAGCUUGUAUUUUCAGGGCUCUGGUCUUCAUGGCCUUCCUGCCCCCACCGCAAUGCACCCAGGACCCGGCCAUGGUGCACUAUAUUUAUCAGCGCUUUCAAGUCUUGGAGCAAGGACUGCAGAAAUGUACCCAAGCAACAAGAGCAUACAUUCAAGAUUUCCAAGAGUUCUCAAAAAACAUAUCCACUAUGCUGGGACGAUGUCACACCUACACAAGUGAGUAUAAGAGUGCAGUGCACAACCUGGCACUGAGAGUGGAGCGUGCCCAGCGGGAGAUCGACUACCUGGAGUACCUGCGGGAAGCUGACCUGUGUGUGGAGUCAGAGGACAAGAUGCUGGCAGAAAAGCUAGUCCAAGAAGCCGAGGAAGAGGAGAGGAUCCGGACGCUACUAAAUGCAAGCUGUGACAAUAUGCUGAUGGGCAUAAAGUCUCUGAAAAUAGUGAAGAAGACGAUGGACACAGAUGGCUCUUGGAUGAAAGAUGCUGUCAGUGACUCUCCAAAGGUUUAUGUCUUCAUUGGGUCCAGAAACAACACUGUCUGGGAAUUUGCCAAUAUACGGGCCUUCAUGGAAGAUAGCACCAAGCCAGCCCCCCGGAAGCUGAUUCUAACACAUUCCUGGCAGGGAACAGGCCAAGUGAUCUACAAAGGUUUCCUGUUUUUUCAUAGCCAAGGGACUCUCAAUGAGAUCAUCAAAUAUAAUCUGCAGAAGAGGAUUGUAGAAGACCGGAUGCUUCUCUUUGGAGGAGCAGGCAGAGCCCUGGCCUACCAGCACUCCCCUUCCACUUACAUUGACCUGGCUGUGGAUGAGCACGGGCUCUGGGCCAUCCACUCAGGACCAGGCAUCCACAGCCAUUUGGUUCUCACGAAAAUUGAGCCUGACACGCUGGGAGUAGAACACUCAUGGGACACUCCGUGCAGAAGCCAGGAUGCUGAAGCCUCAUUCCUCUUGUGUGGGGUCCUCUACGUGGUCUACAGUUCUGGAGGCCAGGGCGCACAUCGCAUCACCUGUGCCUAUGAUCCUCUCGGCACCAUCAUUGAAGAGAAUCUGCCCAACUUGUUCUUCCCCAGGCGGCCGAGAAGUCACUCCAUGAUCCAUUACAACCCCAGAGAUAAGCAGCUCUAUGCCUGGAAUGAUGGAAAUCAGAUCAUUUACAAACUCCAGACCAAGAGAAAGCAGCCUCUCCAGUGA
Messenger RNA from Rangifer tarandus platyrhynchus (Svalbard reindeer), 1209 nucleotides. The record is from the annotation of a GenBank genome assembly. NCBI's taxonomy places the organism in Eukaryota, Metazoa, Chordata, Mammalia, Artiodactyla, Cervidae.